UCGUGUAGUGCGGUCAUGUGGUGCGGAGCCAGCGUGCGCUCGCCUCCCAUCAUUAUCGCCCUCUGAGUGGUCUUCAGUCCUCUCGAACCACAGCCACAGCCAGAACCAAACCAAACCAAACCAAACCGAAUCCAAAUCCGAAACGAACUAAAGGAUUCCAGCGUCCAGGACCCCAGAAUUUUUUGUUCUUGUUUCCGAAUUUCCCUUUGCAACAUUUAGCAAACAAAAAAAAAAAUUUUUUUAAAUAAGAAGUGCUCAAGUGCCAAAAAGAAAGAAGGAAAAGAAAAACACCGGAACCCAUCCAGCUAAGCUGAAGAAAAUAUUUAAUAAAUGUGCCUCCGCCAAAUUAGAGGAAUAAAUAUUAUAUGUGCAAUUGUUAAUUUUUUUCGAGAUUUUUUGUUUUUGUGCGGUUUGAACACGAGUGCGAACAGAACCACAAAAAUAAUAAAAAGCCAAGCCAACAAUAACAGCAUCAACAACAACAACAAAAACAAAAACAACAACAACAAAAAACAACAACAACAGAUACAACUACAACUACAACCCACAACAAGGAUGAAGGACUGCUGCAAAUGCAACAACAGCAGCGACUACGAGCGGAUACGACAGCGGCAGCUACAUAUACUUGUAACUAAAGUGACAUGAGGCCUUAACAACAAUAACAAGCAAAGCAACUACAGCAGCAACAGCAACUACAACAACAAUAAGAACAAAGGAUACAGCAACGGCAACAACAACAAGCAUACAAACAUACAUACAAACAAACAAACAAAAACAAGCCACCGUGGAGCACUAAAAACCAAAUUACAAACAAUUAAAAGCGAGCACAGGAAAGGAUCCUUCGGAGAGCUUGAGAACGGUACUGCGGCCACGCCCCCUGGAAAAACCCACAAACACAGACAGUGAGAAAGGACCCAAAAAGGAGGUGGCAUACGCACACACACACACACAAACACACACAACGCACUUAGACAGGGUCACAAAAAGCCAGCUACAUGCCUCAAUGGCAUCUCCAUCGUUUAUGGCCAACUAAAACUGAGCAGCGGUCCCCCCCAAGGACCCCCGAAUUCCAGGGAUCCUGGGAUCCACCAGUCCAUCAUCGCCGGGACCUUUGUCUUUGUCUCGCAUCACGAACAGAAACUGAAACUGAAACUGAAACAGAAAAGGCAACGGCAACGGCAACGGCAAUAGCAACGCCACCGAAGGCGGCAAUAAAAAGUUUGCUUUGUGUUUCGGUGUCGACACUGCCCGACUUGCCCCCAUCCUCAGUUGCAGACCCUCCUCCUGCCACGCCCACGCAAAACGGUGUCGCCCUCGUUGUCGUGCUUGUCGUCAUCGUCAGACGACGCCUGUGGGCACUCAAUUAAGCCCAAUUCAACGCAACUUGAAAGCGACAACGGCAACAAAAGCAGCUGCCAAAGUAACAAAAACAGCGGAAGGAGCGGAACAACAAUAGCUGGCGAGCAGCAACAGCAGAAGCAUUAAAAGUAGUAACAAUAGUGGAUGGAAUACCAGCGACGACAGCAACGCGUGGCAGCAAUUGCAACAGCAGCAACAGCAGCAACAUCAAUAGUUGGCACCAAAAUAGCAGAAGUUGCAGCAACUGCAGCAGAGGAAACAACAGGAAUACCUUCAGAAGCUUCUACACAAAUCUUGAAUAGAAACGGAAAGAAAGGCGAAGCAAGAGCAGGGAAAACAACAGCAGCAGUAGUAGCAACAUCAAUAGUAGUAGCAACAUCAAUAGGAGAAGAAUAGACGACAGCAACAUCAGAAGCCACAAGCAACAACAGCAGUUACACCAAGAUCAAGAGAAGUAAAAACCAAAGAAACAGCAGCAACAACUGAAGUAGAAACAACAGCAGCAACAACUGAAGUAGGAACAACACCAGCAACAACUGAACUAAAAACAACAGCUAUAGUUGCAAGAGUGCCAACAACAGCAGAGGCUACAACAACUAUUAAAUAAGUAGCAGCAGCAGCAGCAGCUGCAGCAGCAACAGCUGGAUAAACAGCGGCAACAUCUGCAGCUGCAACAGCCAUUAAAGUUGCUGCCACAACAGCAAUACAAGUGGCAAAUACAGCAGGAGAAGCAAUACAAGCUGCAACAUCAGCAGCAACAUCAUCAGUGGUAAACUGAAGCAGCCACGCCCACAGAAACACCUCCGCCCACUCACACGUACACAGACAUAGAAACAGAGGCAGACAGGAGUCGAAACAGAGAGAGAUAGGAGCAGGGGCAACACCCACUGGGACAGGACCACGCCCACGUAUCGCAGGCGUGGGCGGCGGGCGGACUGGUUGAGUGAAUGUCAGGAUGAAACUGAGCGUGAGCGCGUAUCGGGCGCAUGCAUCCGCACACAAGAAGAUCCUCUCCAGCGGCUAUCACUCACAGCUCAACUACGGCAGCACUGGAGCGGCAGCGGCAUCCUCCUCCUCGUCGGGGGCCACUGCAACGGGUCUAUAUACGAUGGAAGCGCACGAGCACGAGGCGGGCCAAUUUGUCAAGGAUGUGGCCCGUCAGGUGCACGACUGCAACAGCGACACGGACGUCAUCAGUCCAACGGGCACCAGUAGUUCCGGCGGCGGCGGUGGGGGCGGUCCCGGCGGCGGCGGCGGCGGAUCCGGCGGUCAGGGAUCCGGGCCCAGCGACGGUGGCUAUCACAAGCGGCACCACAAGAUGGUCCGCGACGACCACAACAACAGUGCGGCCCACUCCUCGGACAGCAAAAGUCCCAGCCAGCGGAAAUCGCGUAUCGGAGAUGGAGCUUCAGAUCCAGAUUCCGAUUGGACACGAUCGAACCAGCGCUGGAUGAAGCUGCGCACCACCGUGCAGAUCUCGUCGGCGAUACAGAAGAAACCACCGCUCAAGCGCGAAGACUCCUUCCUGAAGCGUUUCUCGACUAGACAGAUACCCGAAACACAGGAAACUGUUGAAGAUACGGGUUCAGAAAGUGCCUCUGGUGACGUCGACAAGAGUGUUAAACGACGACGACGCUAUCUGCAGAAACGACGAUCCGUUGUUAAUCCAGAUGAAAAUUUUUACUUCUAUUGGUUAAUGAUGUUAACUGUAUGUGUUCUAUAUAAUCUAUGGACCCUAAUUGUGAGGCAGAGCUUUCCUGAACUGCAGCAAUCUGUGCCCACGUUUUGGCUCAUCUGCGAUUCGAUGACAGAUGUUGUAUUUAUCUUAGAUAUAAUAGUUCAAUUACGCACAGGCUAUCUGGAGCAGGGCCUAAUGGUAUACGAUGACAGGAAGCUGGCCUGCCACUACGUUCACUCGCGCGACUUUAUCUUCGAUAUGAUAGCGCUGAUACCAUUGGAUCUGCUGCAGCUCAAGAUGGGCACACAUCCGCUCUUGCGUUUUACGCGCUUUUUUAAAGUUUAUCGAUCUGUGAGAUUUUAUUACAUCGUAGAGAGUAGAACGGUUUGGCCAAAUUUAUGGCGCGUUGUUAACCUAAUUCAUAUCCUGUUAAUACUGGCACACUGGUUCGGUUGUUUCUAUUUUUUACUCUCCGAGGCGGAGGGUUUUCAGGGCGAUUGGGUGUAUCCUUAUCGACCCGGGGACUAUGCCACCCUGACGAGAAAGUACCUGGGCAGCCUGUACUGGUCGACCUUGACACUGACGACCAUUGGGGACCUGCCCACGCCCGAGACGAAUGCAGAACCGAACUUUUCGGUGGACGGCCCACGAUCAAUACCGAGGCGAGGCAUUAAGUCGCGCCUGCUUCAAUUCGGCUCCAGCUAUGGAUAUAUUUUUACGAUCGUCAGCUAUUUGAUUGGCGUUUUUAUCUUCGCCACCAUUGUGGGCCAAGUGGGCAAUGUGAUAACGAACCGAAACGCGAAUCGCCUGGAGUUCGAGCGCCUGCUGGACGGGGCGAAGACGUACAUGCGGCACCACAAGGUGCCCGGAGGGAUGAAGCGUCGCGUGCUGCGGUGGUACGACUACAGCUGGUCCCGCGGAAGGAUUCAGGGUGGCGGUGACAUCAAUACCGCACUGGGCCUGCUGCCCGAUAAGCUGAAAACCGAAUUGGCCUUACACGUCAACCUCAGUGUGCUGAAGAAGGUGACCAUAUUCCAAGAGUGCCAGCCCGAGUUCCUCCACGACCUCGUGCUCAAGAUGAAGGCCUACAUCUUCACGCCAGGCGACUCCAUUUGCCGGAAGGGCGAGGUGGCCCGCGAGAUGUUCAUCAUCGCCGAUGGCAUCCUGGAGGUCCUUAGCGAGACGGGCAAGGUCCUCACCACCAUGAAGGCCGGCGAUUUUUUUGGCGAAAUUGGGAUCCUCAAUCUGGAUGGGCUGAACAAACGCACGGCGGAUGUGCGGUCCGUGGGCUAUUCGGAGCUGUUCUCCCUCUCCCGCGAGGACGUCCUGGCCGCCAUGAAGGACUACCCGGACGCCCAGGAGAUCCUGCAGACCCUGGGUCGCAAGCGCCUGAUGGAGGUGCGCUGCGUGAACAAGAAGUACGCGAAGGCGCAGAGCGAUAAGGAGGCGGCGGCCUAUGCGGCGGCCCAUCCGGGUCACCACCAUCCGGGCCACCAGGGCCACCAGGGUCACCACCAGGGCCAGGUGCACCAGAGCGACAGCAGCGAGAACAGUGCCUCCAAGAAGAUCGUGGACAAGCUGAAGCACGACGUCAAGGGCUUUCGGAAUGUGCUUAAGAAGUCCAGGACCUCGCGGAAAAGCGACGAAUCCCUGGAGAUGCAGCCGCUGCACAACACCUCGCCCCGCGGCAGCAAGAUCCUGCUGAAGCGCAUGUCGCGGGUGAGAUCGGACGAGAAGGACGCGGACAGUGCGGAGGCCAAGGACGAGUUGCACGACAAGACGCCCAGCCCCAUUGGGGCGGGGCUGCCGCUGCUGCAGCGCCUCCGGCUGCUCAAGGAGAAGCAGGAAUCGAUCCAGGAGGAGCCCGAACGCGAGUUCAGCGAAGGCUUUCCCCUGAUUCAGCGACUGCAGCAGUUGAAAAUUAAGAACGAGCCGCAGGCAAGCGCCGCCGAACCCGGCGUCGUCAUGGUCAACACGCCGCCCAACAUCAGCAGCAAGAUAGACUCCAUUUCGAUUCCAGGGACAAACGGCGGUGGUGGUGGCAUCUCGGCACCAGGACAAUCGCUGACGGUGGCCCAGAUCAAGCCCAUCAUGAAGGUGUCCUUCAAGCAGAAGAUCCAGCAGUUGCAAGGAGGCGGCGGCGGCGGAGGAGUUGCCAUCGGAAUGGGCAUGGGCAUGGGCAGUUCACCGGGUCCGAGUACCGGAGCCAUAGCCAAAAAGGAGCCACCCAAGUCACUGGCCCUGGUGGCCAAACACGGUGCGGCCCCAUCCGAGGAUGCGGUGGCCACUGCGGCACUGGGAUUGGGACUGGGAUUGGGUGUGGGAGCCGGCUCUGGGAUAGCCACCAUAUCGAAGCGGGUGGUCAGGCCCGGCCACCGGUUGGCUACGCCCCUGCAGUCCGACACGGACACCGACGGCACGCCCAUCAAGCCCUGGUCCAAGCUGAAGCUGGCCACCCUGAUGUCCUCCAGCUACACGAGCCUGACCAACUGCUCGCCGGACGACCUGGGUUCGCCGCUGAAGAACUACUCGCUGAGCAACAUACCGCAGCAGAUGGAGACGCAUGCGCGACCACGUCACCACAGUGCCAGGAGCAGCUCCAGAUCGUCGCGGCAGGGACAUGCACAUGGACAGGGCCAUCACCAUGGUCAUGGGAAUGGUCAGGGUCAGGGUCAUGGGCCGAGCUCCACGAGCACCACCUGCUCGUCGGCCAGCCAGGCGGGCAACCAGGUGGCCACCGCCAGCAGCAAGAGGGACUGCCUGCGCCUCCAGAAACCGGAGCAGCAUCUGCCCGACGGCGAACUGACCGAACUGGGCGGCAAUGGACGAAGGAAGCUCUACCAGAGCGUGUUCGAUCUGUCGCCGGAAUACUGCGGCCUGCCGUUCGUCAAGCGGCUGAAGAUCCUCAACGAGCGCCAGAAGCUGGCCGAACUGGAGCGGGCCCUCCAAACGCGCAGCUUCAGCCUGGACUGCUCCAAGUCGGGGCCGGAUAGCAAGGUGCCCAUCACGGAGUCACUGUAUCGCUGCUACAGCGACACAUCCGGCAUCUAUUCGCAGUUCCUCAGUACGUACGAGUCGACCACCAGCUCCACAUCGAUAUCCACCAAUACGUCGGCAUCCGCAUCGGCAUCGGCAUCCGCAUCGGCAUCCGCAUCCGCAUCGGAUAGCAACUCCCGGCAGCUGCAGUAUGUGCCCCUGCCACUCAGUCCCGAGUCAAACGAGACCAUGGAGCGUCGCAAGCUGAAGAGCAUACUCAAGAAGCUGCAGAUGGGCGGGGGGCAGCAGGAGGAGAAGGAGAAGGCCUCGGCGGGGUCAAAGGUCAUGCUGGGACAGGGUCAGGGUCAGGGCCAGGGCCUGCCGGCGGAGCCCACCUUGGAAGGCCCGCCCGCCAGUGCCAAGGAGGAAUCUCCCUUCGGCGGCGCUGCGGCGAUCGGAAUAGUAGCGGUGAAUAAUGGUUGCGGUAACGGUAACGGUAACGGUAACGGUAAUAGUGGCGGUACCGGUACCGGUAAUGAUACGAUCAAUAGUGCCAAUUCGAGUUCGCGUCCGAACAACAGUGCGUAUGCGUGUUCACCGUCGGCGGCGUUUCCGUUUCCGGUUGCGCCAAUUCCGCCGCUUCCGUUGGGAACCGAGGCGAAUGUCUGGUCGCCGACGUUGACGUUGGUAACGCCCACGAAUUCGCCGCAGGAGAGCUUCGCGUUUCCCGCCCAACUGAGGGAGCAGGGGGAGUUGGCGGUGGGCGGACUCGUUGGUGGCGUUGGCACCGUCUCAGCGUCGUCGUCGCCAGCUGGAUCAGCUUUAUCCGGCUCCGCAGCCGCAUCCGCAUCCGCUUCCGCCUCGGCAUCCGCAUCCGCAUCCGCCUCGUAUGUCGUGGAGUGCUCAUCGUCGUCGAAUCAGAUCCUCCAUGCCCAGUCAACCACUGAUUUGAAUUUGAAUUUGCAGCUCAGGCAGAAUACGACCAGUGCGAUGGGCGGACCGGGUUCAGGGCCCCGGCUCGAAGGCUUCCCGGAGGCACAGGACUACUUCAAUCAGAUCCUGAGCGGCAUCAAUCACGUGAUCAAGACGCACAUGAACGAGAUGCACUCCAAGUUCGAGACGCAGUUCUCCAGCAUGGCCGGCGAGGUGCGACGCCGCGAUGCGAUCAUUGCCCAGCUGCAGCUCAAGCUGCGCUCCAUCGAGGGCAGGUCCAGCUCGAUUCCCGUGGCGUCCGCAUCCGCCUCCUCCUCCGGCGCCCUGGUCCUGCCCCUCAGUCGGCGCCAGAAGCGCGAGAAGAUGUCCCAGCUGUCGGUGGACGACGAUGAACCGCCCGAGGAGGAGGACAACAGCAGUUCGGGAUCGUCAGCGGAGCUUCUGUUCAUGCGCGGUGACUCCCUGGACACGGUCUUCACCUCUUCACCGCCCAUCCAGGGCGGCAGACGCAGCAUAUCGCCGGGUCCGAGUCGCCAUCAUGCGGCCUCGGCGAACGCCCUCAAUUGUCCCAGUAGCUACUACGGCGGACCCGGCUCCCUGAGCUCCCGUCAUGCCCAAAGCCAUCCCGGCUUCCACUCCGGCCAGGGCAACGGACGCAGUGGUCGCAGUGGCAGCAGUGGCUACCAUCGGGAGUGGAGCGGCGGGGCGGACAGCAUGGGCGGCCUGGGCAUGGUGGCGGAUGUCACCGGCAAUCUGGCCCGCUUGUCGGACAGCGUCAUCCUGGACAUUGGCGAGAGCUCCAGCUCGAGCUCCUCGUCCAGCAAGAUCAAUAUUGUCCAGGUGGAUGACGAUGAGGAGGAGGAGGAGGAUCCAUCGGCACGGCAUCCACGAGAGGAUGAGGACCUGGAUGAGGACGGCGGCGGUACGGCGGGCCACAACGACUGGGAGGUGCAGAUGCUGGCCGCCGAAAUGGAGCGGCAGGAGCGGCGCAAGCGUGGUCACUCCCUGUCCGACAAUCUGGGCGAGCUGAAGCACUGCAGCACGUUCCUGCGGCGACGACGGAAGUUCAGCGACACGGAAACGGAGUUCAGUGAGACGGAUAUGGAGGAGCAGCUGCAGGCCAGGUCGGGGGGCGGAGGUGGCUCCAUGGAUCCUGCUGCAUCGGGAGCAUCUGGAUCUGGAGGCGGCGGAUCCACAUCCGCCGGACACCAAAGCGGCAGCCAGCGACCGCGGGCCUCCAGUUUGGAUCAGUUCAAUCUGCGUUACGGAAUUGGGCGCGGAAUCUUUAAAGCAAUGAGCAUCGACCGUGAUAAAGACAAGCUUUGAGAACUAUAAUCACGACCAAAUCUAACCCGAUCCAGAUCCUGUUCCCGUUCCCGAUCACGAACCCCAUCCCCAUCACCAUCCCAACCAGAAGCAAGUUCAACGGCGGACAACCAAUAAGCAAUGGAAUUCGGACAGUAUUACCAUGGUACAAGAACUAGGUAUAUGUAUAUGAUAUACAAAACUAAGGAGAUGUAAGGACAUAUAGAUCUAUAUUCUAUAUAUGUUUAGCCCUAACGAACCCCCCCAGCAAAAACUCGUUAUAUACAGAUAUACACAUAUAAAGUAAAACCCGAAUGAGAUAUAUAUACAUAUAUAUAUAUAUAUACAUAAAACAAAUGUAGAAUUAACGGAAACAACUACUACUAAAAACCGAGAAACAACACACAAAUAGACAGAGAGUGUUCCCACCCCUCUUCCAAUUAUGAUUCAUUUAGCUUUCUUAAAUGGCGUCCUCAUUGUUAUGGGUUUCCUAAUUACAUGCCCUUGCAAAGAUGAAUACACUUUAAUCGAAGGUUGUCUUUGUCCGCUUAAGGAAAUUAUUGCUUUUGAAAUUCGCUUAUCUUCUAGAAACAUUUUAAUUAUUUAACUCGUUUCUGUUUAUAAAUCGUUAUUACUGUUCGGGUUUUAUUUUUCUUAACAUACAAAUUAUUAUUUAGUCUUUCAUUUGUCCGUUAGCUGUCCGCUUAAUAGAAUUUCUCCUUGUAGAACUUAAAACUUUUAUGGUAAUGAGUAACAACUUUCGAAUCUGAUUACCUUAAGUUGUGUUUAAAGUUAUUCUUUUAUAUGUAAUCGAUAUGAAAAUUAAAAGUUUUGUUUCUUUAAAGAAGACCCUAAGCCGUCCGUAGUAAUUUAUUGACCAAUACAUUUUGCAAGGGUACUUAACGACUCGGACUGCUAAUUCCAAACAUCUGUUCGUUCUUUCUUUUCCAAAUUGCCAAAAUUUGCAUAGAGGAGUGUGUGUUUGUGUGACCCUGUGAGAGAGUGUAUGUGUGCGAGCAAGAAAGCACGAGAGAGGAUAAUUCCCACAUUAAACCGUCCUGAAAAACGUCCAUGCCACGAUGCGCAUGUUUGUUCAUUUUGGAUAUAUCUGUAUCUGCAACCAAAUCUGCAUUUGUAUCCCAAUCAACUCGGUCUGAACCUAAAUCGGAAUAGUUAGGCGUAUUGCUAAGUUGCUCGUUUAAUUCGUGGACAGCGGGGGCGUGGGUCUCUCUACAGAUGUAUAUACCUCUUAUUGUUAGAGACUAUGGAACAUAUAUAUACAUAUAUAUUUUAAGUACGUACAUAUAUACACAGAAAUAUACAUAGUUAUAUAUCUAUAUAUGAACUAGUGUAAUGAAAACCGAAAGCUUUAAUAACUUAUAUAGAGAACUAUUUAAGAAACGUUUUAAAUAAUAAUCGAUUCGGACAAAUGUUUUGAAAUAGAACAGGCCAACACACCCAUUUCCAAAACGACAAGCCAACACAAAAGACACACAUUAAACAUACACCUGCAUAUGAAUAUCUAAAUAUAGAGCCUAUAAUAUGCAUAGAUUAGCGAUUUUCUUGUUGAACACCCUCAGUUCGAGCUGUUAGGCCAAUCUAAGAUUUAGUCGAACCUAUCGAAAAACAUAGACUAGCCAUCCCAACCCCCAAUUCCCAACUCCCGACGACCCUGCAUUCGUUCGGUUUCGUUCACCCAAUCUCACGCUUGACCUUUGACCUCAAACCCCCCCACUAACUAGAGACACUAUCUCGCUAUAAGAAAGGCAACUCUAGCACUUAAGUAGUUUAGUGCAUUUCAAGAUCAAUUUCGAAUCGAGUAUGUCGCACCGCCUGAAAACAAAUUCUGAAGACUAGGCGAGUAACACGAUUGUUAAUUGUGUUGUUUUUGUUUAUCGUUGCUCUGAACUAAUUGCUUCACUAAAGACAGCUACUAGCCAGGCCCUAGACGCACUCACUAAUCAGCCGGUAGAGUCCGUAGAGAAAAGUUAGACGCCCAACUCUAGAGUUUCGUAGUUUCUACUAGCCGCUAAAAGGAUGUUACUUACUAUCGCUCUGGCUAUCUUGGCUAUCGAUUACUAUCGUACUGUACUUAGCGCACUAAGGCACACACACACACACACACACAGCUACACAGACACACACAAGCGAACAAAAUGAAGAAAGCUGAGGAAGUCAACCUCACAGAUACUUUAUCUAUUCAAGUAUGUAACUAUUUCACAGAUAGAGAAACAUUAAAAUUUGAGAUGAGCUUAAGAAGUAAUCAAUCUUUAUCGAUGGUCUUACAGAAAAACAUUGAUAAAUACCGAUUAUUAUUUAUAGCCAUGACCAUUUCAAAGGAAAAACGAUUUUUUAAUGAGGUUUCAUAUUAACUUGUAUUGUUUAGAUAUUUCUUUAAAAACAUUGUUAAUUUACCAUUUUAAAAUUUCUAAAUUUAAGGUUUUCUUUUAAAAGAAACAAAGUAAUAUAUCUUGAUCGCUGUUUGUUUACCUCUGUUCUUAAUAAAUACGAUGAUUUCAAAUAACCUUUAAACAAUUUGUGAAACUUUGACGAAACAUCGUAUUUCCCUUAAAAGUUGAUUUCUCUACCACUAGUCCACGUGCACAGCAAGAAACAAAAUCUGAAAUUCAAGGAACAAAUUCUCCAAUGGGUUCAAUACAAAAAAACGACCUAAACUACAAAAAAAAAGUACACAAAUAUGCAACAACUUAAAUGGGUCACAGCCAGCUAAGCAGUCCAACUAAAUGUAAUAAGACAAACGACAAGCACAAAACACUUAUGUAAUUCAAAACACAGCCUAAAGAUGAUGGGGCAGAAGUAACUCUAUAAGGAUUUUGAUUUACUCGUUUAUAUUGGGUUCCUUUGUUAAAGGCCACGUUUGAAUGGCAAGGAAACCCAUUUAAAUUGAAUUACAUACGCCAGGGACCACAAAAUGUUUUUUUUUUGUCUCUUUUUUAUAAAACGUGUAGACACAAAAGGAAAACCUAGCAAAUUUAAUGAUAAUAAAUGCCAUAACAAGCAAGUGUUAUUGACCAGGAGGUAGCCGUCAUAUAAUCAUCGAUAUACCCUUAGCCAGGCACCCAUUAUCGACCCAUCCCCGAUAUAUUAUAUAAUGAAUAUGUAUGUCUAACUGAUUUCGUACGUACCACUCACUCUCGGUUCAAUUGUUGUUAGCCAACGAAAAUCUCUGUGAGUCAAUUAUGUAUAUGGAUCAUUUUAAAUCGAUUGUUUUUAAACGAGAAGCCAGACCGAUUAUGACCUACUCUGUAUUGUACUAUAUUGCAUUGAAUACCGCGGAUUGUUGUCGUUGUUGAUUUUAAAUUUUAAAUUGCUCGUCUUUAAGUUACCGAUAUUUUUGUACAUUAGUUUAAGGUAGCGCAUAACGAGUCCCACGAGUCUAGAGUAAAUUCCUAAAUAAAUGUAUAAAUACAUAUAUUUUUUUUUCUCCUAAUUGCUAAUUUCGCAAUGUUGAUCGAUUACUAAACAGAAUGUACUUAUAGUAAAAUUAUACGCAAAGAUAAUUUAAACUAAACUAAACGGAAACUAAUCCCCAAAAGCAAAACAAAACAAAGAACAAAGAAGUUAGCACAUGUUAAAGAAGCGCAAAUAAAAGUGAAAUAAGACAAAAAAUAUGACAACAAACUUGCCUUCGGUUGCGAGUUACUUUGUAGUGUGCCAAAUCUACAUCAUAUCAACUUUUAAUCACCACAAGGUAUGAUGUUGCUGCAAAAUAAUACGAACCUAGAUACGAACACUAAAUGAAACCAAGAAAUGAAACCGAUGCAAGUGAAUUAAAACCCCGUGCAACCAAGGUGAAAUAUGAAAGAAAAAACGAAGCAAACAAAACUUAUUUGA
Molecule: messenger RNA, 12106 nt
Organism: Drosophila rhopaloa
Lineage: Eukaryota; Metazoa; Arthropoda; Insecta; Diptera; Drosophilidae
Gene: Cngl
Product: pneumococcal serine-rich repeat protein
Exons: 20
Coding region: 2315-8272 (1985 amino acids)
Biological process (GO): monoatomic ion transport; transmembrane transport
Cellular component (GO): membrane
Molecular function (GO): protein-containing complex binding; monoatomic ion channel activity
Source: RefSeq, a predicted model, not a curated record